Molecule: messenger RNA, 1040 nt
Organism: Capsicum annuum
Lineage: Eukaryota; Viridiplantae; Streptophyta; Magnoliopsida; Solanales; Solanaceae
Exons: 3
Coding region: 311-823 (170 amino acids)
Source: RefSeq, a predicted model, not a curated record
AAAAGAUAGAAAUUUUAGUUAGGUCAGCAAAGAUAAAUUGUGGUAUGACCUUAUUUUUCCAUAAUUUUAUGGCUUAUACUAAUGGAACUUAUGACUUUUCGACACGCUACUAACAAGUAGUCUAGAGACGGAAAGUCUAUCCAUGUACUUGGUCAAAUAGAAAAUGAAUUUGUACACGGAAAGUUGGCAAAGAAAUUUUCCUUCUUCCUCUCUGCCUCUCUCUGAUCUGAGCUGGGGGAGAGAAAAACAAUCGAAAGAAGAAUAAAGAUUUGUUUACUAUAGAGAUCAAUAGAGGAGAGUCAGUUAUACAAUGGAUGAGAUAAUGAACAAGGUGGGUUCUUACUGGCUUGGUCAGAGAGCCAACAAGGAGUUCAAUUCCGUCGGCGAUGACAUUAACUCCUUGCAAAGCAGUAUCGAAGGAGGAAGCAAAUGGCUGGUGAACAAGAUUAAAGGGAAAAUGCAAAAGCCGUUGCCAGAACUGCUGAAGGAGCAUGAUCUUCCAGUAGGCAUUUUCCCUCGUGAUGCGACCAACUACGAGUUUAAUGAAGAAACCAAGAAGCUCACCGUCUAUAUUCCAUCAAUAUGUGAGGUUUGUUACAGGGAUUCAUCUGUAUUACGCUUCUCUACCGCUGUUACUGGGUACUUGGAGAAAGGAAAGCUGGCUGACAUAGAGGGAAUAAAAACGAAGGUGAUGAUCUGGGUAAAAGUUACUGCAAUUUCAUCUGAAAAAUCUAAGUUUUACGUCACGGCUGGGUUGAAAAAUUCCCGCAGUAGAGUGGAUUAUGAAGUGUUGAGAGAUGGAUUUACUGUAGAUAAAUUCUAGUGCGAUCAACUCGAGAUGACCUUUAAGAUUGUACAGUAGUAUAUUUCUGAUGCCUUUUAAGGGCAAUCUGGCUCGCUCUUGGUUCUUUGUUUGAGUUGUUGUUAUGACUGCUAUGUGAUACAGUUGUGUUGAUAUUACUAUUUAUAAGUUUGGGGAUUUAAUUUAUAAUGUUAAUUGAACUUUGCGAAAUAUAAAGACGUGGAAUCUUAUAGUAUAA